Harpia harpyja (harpy eagle) is the source of this 1770-nucleotide messenger RNA. RefSeq names its product potassium inwardly rectifying channel subfamily J member 10 (gene KCNJ10). Lineage: Eukaryota; Metazoa; Chordata; Aves; Accipitriformes; Accipitridae. Gene Ontology annotation, cellular component: plasma membrane. Gene Ontology annotation, molecular function: inward rectifier potassium channel activity. The transcript has 2 exons. Gene Ontology annotation, biological process: potassium ion import across plasma membrane; regulation of monoatomic ion transmembrane transport. Bases 118 to 1260 code for a protein of 380 amino acids. The record is from RefSeq and is a predicted model, not a curated record.
GGCGCGGCCCGGCCCGCCGCCGCCGGCCCCGCCGAGCCAUAAAGCCCAUGGGGAGCCGGCGGCGGCUGGGCUGAGCGAGGCCAGGACCCCGGGCGCCCUGGGCCCUCCCCAAGCAAGAUGACGUCGGCCACCAAGGUGUACUACAGCCAGACCACGCAGACGGACAGCCGCCCGCUCAUCGGCUCGGGCCUGCGCCGGCGCCGGGUGAUGACCAAGGACGGCCGCAGCAAUGUGCGGAUGGAGCACAUCGCCGACAAGCGCUUCCUGUACCUCAAGGACCUGUGGACCACCUUCAUCGACAUGCAAUGGCGGUACAAGCUAGUCCUGUUCUCCGCCACCUUCGCGGGCACCUGGUUCGCCUUCGGCGUCGUCUGGUACCUGGUGGCUGUGGUCCACGGGGACCUGCUGGAGUUCGACCCACCGGCCAACCACACACCGUGCGUCAUGCAGGUGCACACCCUCACUGGUGCCUUCCUCUUCUCCCUGGAGUCCCAGACCACCAUCGGCUAUGGCUUCCGCUACAUCAGCGAGGAGUGUCCCCUCGCCAUCGUCCUGCUCAUCACUCAGCUGGUCCUCACCACCAUCAUGGAGAUCUUCAUCACUGGCACCUUCCUGGCCAAGAUCGCCCGGCCCAAGAAACGCGCCGAGACCAUCAAGUUCAGCCAAAAUGCGGUGGUGGCCCAACACAACGGCAAGACCUGCCUGAUGAUCCGCGUGGCCAACAUGCGCAAGAGCCUGCUCAUCGGCUGCCAGGUGACGGGCAAGCUCCUGCAGACCCACCUCACCAAGGAGGGCGAGAGUGUCCGCCUCAACCAGGUCAACGUGGACUUCCAGGUGGACACCUCCUCCGACAGCCCCUUCCUCAUCCUGCCCCUCACCUUCUACCACGUGGUGGACGACGCCAGCCCCUUCCGGGACGUGGCCCUACGGACGGGCGAAGGCGACUUCGAGCUGGUGGUCAUCCUCAGCGGUACCGUGGAGUCCACCAGCGCCACGUGCCAGGUGCGCACCUCCUACCUGCCCGAGGAGAUCCUCUGGGGCUACGAGUUCACCCCAGCCAUCUCCCUCUCGGCCAGCGGCAAGUACGUGGCCGACUUCAGCCUCUUCGACCAGGUGGUGAAGGUGACGGCGCCCUGUUGUCUCCACGAGACCGUCCGGUUCGGGGACCCCGAGAAGGUGAAGCUGGAGGAGUCCCUGAGGGAGGCGGCAGAGCGGGAGCGGGAGGGAGCACCCCUGAGCGUCCGCAUCAGCAACGUCUGAGCACCUGCCAGGAUGCCGCUGAUGCCGCCGGAGGUGCCACCAGCCCCCAGAGAUGCCACCAGCACCCGGAGAGGCCACCAGCUCUUUCCCCCAUCCUGUCCUCCUGGGCCAUUUUCCCCCUUCCUUGUGGCAUGGGGCAGCUCCCUUGGGGACCCCCGUGGGUGUUUGCCUGCCAGUGGGGCUGUCCCCCCACCCUGUCCCAGUCCACCUGGGGACAGGGCUGUCCCCAUCCCUCCUCACCUAAUGCUCUGUUAACACCAGCCAGAGACCCCCCAGCCCCACCACAGGACACAAUCCUGCCGGGAGAUGCUGUCCCCAGGGAGGGGGACAUGGCCACCUCCAGCCCCUGGGAACAGCCAGGGACACCACUUCUUGCCAGCCGGGAGCCAUCUUGCUGCCCGAUCCCACCCCAGUGAGCUGGGGUUGAGAACCAAGCCACUCGCUGCACAUGUGGGCUGGGGAGCAGGAGGCUCUGACCUCGUGGGACCUCUCCCCUUGCUCGUGGGACCC